Molecule: messenger RNA, 678 nt
Organism: Podospora anserina S mat+
Lineage: Eukaryota; Fungi; Ascomycota; Sordariomycetes; Sordariales; Podosporaceae
Exons: 3
Coding region: 1-678 (225 amino acids)
Biological process (GO): carbohydrate catabolic process
Cellular component (GO): extracellular region
Molecular function (GO): cutinase activity
Source: RefSeq, a predicted model, not a curated record
AUGCAGUUCCUCACCACCGUUCUCGCCCUUGCCGGCGCUGUUGCUGCUCUUCCCGUCGAGCAAAAGACCGAGAUUGUCGAGGCCCGCCAGCUCUUUGGUUCCGACACCAAGAACGAGCUGAUCAACGGAGGUGCUUGCCCUCCUGUCAUCUUCAUUUACGCUCGUGGCUCCACUGAGAGGGGCAACCUGGGAACUCUCGGCCCCUCGGUCGGCGAUGCUCUGAAGGACCGCUUUGGGUCGGCCAAUGUCUGGGUUCAGGGUGUUGGCGGUGCCUACACGGCUGAUCUCCUCGACAACGCCCUCCCCGAUGGCACUACCCGCGCGGCUAUUGCUGAGAUGAAGGGGCUCCUCACCUUGGCUCACACCAAGUGCCCCUCGGCCAAGGUUGUUGCUGGUGGUUACAGCCAAGGUGCGGCUCUGGCAGCCGCCUCGAUCAGCACCAGCACCGCUGCCAUUCGCGAGCAGAUCAAGGGCGUCGUCCUCUUCGGCUACACCAAGAACCUCCAGAACCUGGGCCGCAUUCCCGACUACCCCCGCGAACGCACCGAGGUUUACUGCGCCACUGGCGACUUGGUCUGCACCGGUACUUUGAUCGUCACUGCUGCCCAUCUUACCUAUGGUGAUGAGGCCCGCAACGAGGCUCCCAGAUUCCUCAUUGCUCGCAUCAACGCCAGCUGA